Penicillium antarcticum is the source of this 210-nucleotide messenger RNA. RefSeq lists its product as uncharacterized. The record is from RefSeq and is a predicted model, not a curated record. The transcript has a single exon. Bases 1 to 210 code for a protein of 69 amino acids. NCBI's taxonomy places the organism in Eukaryota, Fungi, Ascomycota, Eurotiomycetes, Eurotiales, Aspergillaceae.
AUGGCCAGAUCAGAAGCAGGUGGAGAGGGGAAGGUAGUACAUACAAUCAACCGUCAGGGCGCCAUGGAAGCAAUCAGCUGCCAACACCAGGAGAAUCCUAAAGCGGGACCUGCGACUAUAUCUAGGAACCCAGACGCGUCUGGCACCUAUCAACAAUGUGGCAAACUGGUUGCGAGCAGUCCGGAAGAGGAGCUCGCCACAAAUCAAUAG